Messenger RNA from Macrobrachium nipponense, 797 nucleotides. Its product is annotated as peptidyl-tRNA hydrolase 2, mitochondrial-like. Bases 139 to 675 code for a protein of 178 amino acids. Gene Ontology annotation, cellular component: cytosol; mitochondrion. The record is from RefSeq and is a predicted model, not a curated record. Gene Ontology annotation, biological process: positive regulation of anoikis; negative regulation of anoikis. Gene Ontology annotation, molecular function: peptidyl-tRNA hydrolase activity. The transcript is spliced from 4 exons. NCBI's taxonomy places the organism in Eukaryota, Metazoa, Arthropoda, Malacostraca, Decapoda, Palaemonidae.
CAACACAAUCAAAGGAGGAAUAAAACAAACAAGGGAGUAGUUUCAAAGGAAUUGCCCACCUACUACUACUACUACCACUGGUCUCGUUAGUCGCUAUGUGGUUUUAAUGUUUUAGUACCAUUUAAUUAAAAAUCCAUAAUGAUUCCCAUAGUGUCUGACUUAUUAACGCAGCCCGGUGUAAUGGUUGGAAUGGGCCUCGGUAUAUGUGUUGGUUUUUUUGCACGGGCCUCCAUAUUCGGUGACAGCUCCGACCCCAGUGCAAACCUGGAAGAUGAAGACGAUGACAGCUGGGACGAGGAUGGAUUUUUGGCUGAAGGAACAGGAGAAACAAAGCUGGUAUUGGUGGUCCGCAGUGAUCUCAAGAUGGGUAAAGGGAAAGCUGCUGCUCAGUGCUGUCAUGCCACAUUGAAAGCCUUCAAGCAAUUGCAGAAAACUAACAGAAGAUUACUAAGAGCAUGGGAAAUAAAUGGACAACCAAAGGUUGUCUUAAAGAUUGAUGACGAAGAAUCGAUGCUUGAUUUAGCUUCCCUAGCACGGGAAGUAGGUCUAACUGUUAGUCUCAUACAGGAUGCUGGACGCACACAAAUAGCUCCUGGGUCACGAACAGUGUUAGGUGUAGGACCUGGUCCUGUUGAUCUUGUUGAUCAAAUUACUGGCCAUCUUAAGCUAUUUUAGUUGAUAAUGUCUCAUUAUAUUAUUUUACAAUAACAACAGUUAAAGUAACUUAUAGCGUAUAUAUGAGAAAUGCACUGUAAUCAUGACAUCUAUCAUUCACCAUAAAUAAAUUUUUAUAGUUA